Schistosoma turkestanicum is the source of this 1221-nucleotide messenger RNA. NCBI's taxonomy places the organism in Eukaryota, Metazoa, Platyhelminthes, Trematoda, Strigeidida, Schistosomatidae. The record is from the annotation of a GenBank genome assembly.
AUGUCUGAAAACGAAUUACAACUGAAUAAUCUUUCAUUGGGAAGACGAUUAUCAAUUAUCACUAAGGCACAAUAUCGAUAUGAAGGAAUAAUUGCAGGCAUCAAUCUAAUUGAAGGUGUAUUGACUUUGCAAAAUGUACAUUUUCACGGUAUUGAAAAUCGGAAACCUCCUGACGGUACAUAUCCUAUCGGAGAUGAAGCAUCCAUAGUUGGAACAGUUUUUGAUGCAAUCGCAUUUCGGAUAUCUAAUAUUUGUCAAAUAUGUCCACUGAAUGAUGAAAAAUCACUUCGAAAUGAAUCACACAAUACAGCUGUACACACGAAACAAGCUGCAUUAGAUGACAGUAAUAGAAAGAGACGAAGACGACAGACUACUUGGUAUUAUGCUCCAACACAACACAACGGCUCCACCAGAACAAGCUCAUUUCGAAACAAACACACCAAUGCAGAUUUGUCAGUUGUGAAUACACACAGAAAUUCAACAAAUCAACGAGCCAUCCGACAACCACCAACUCUCGUCACCUACUCUCGUAAAGGUCGAAAUGGCCUAUCAAUACCGAAUCAAAGAGACUAUAUACCCGUCAUCCCGAUUGUCACACAUCCGCCAAAUCUAUACAACAAAUCUGCUCAUCCUUUCAACACACGAUAUUCUAACAAGAAACAAAAUCAACAUAUGCGAAUUCCAAACAACAACUACACACACCAUAUUCACAACAGCAGUGUCAAUCCAUAUGGUGGAGUGUAUAUUUAUUUACCUCCUCAAGUGCCAACAACAUUUCAACAACGAUCGUUCAACUUCGUAGCUCCUCCGGUUAGGCGGACUAAACGUCGUGUGUUCGAAAGAAGAAAGGCGACCACAAUCAAUUCCAGUGUGCAAUCUGAUUUUACCAAACCAUACGAUUUCGAAAUGGCAAAUGCUGAACUGGCAGCAGAGUUGGCCAAAAUAAAUCUCAAUCCAGAUAACGAUCCACCAGUAAGUCGAGAACACUCGACAGCAAACAAGACUGCAACCACUCUUGUUGUUGGUAAAGUUAUUAGUGAACGACCAAUAACGUCCACAACAACCAAUGAUGCUUCAAGACUAUCAACCAGUGUCAAUAGUCCAUCAUCUGGAGAUUCACCUACAGGAGCAGUCAGUUCCACAACACUCAACAACAUGAACGAACACAUCACUGAAAAUAAGAGUUCAUCUCAUCACAGUAACGCAACGCAAUCUAAGUGA